CUAUCUAUUCUUGUAAACAUGACAAUUGAGGCGAUGUUUAACUAUAUAUUUUUACUUUUCUUCUUUACCGUGAGCUUUGUAAACUUUGUAAAUUGUGCUUGUCCUUGUGAAAAUGAACAGCAGUGUGAUAUAGUUAAGGAUAAUAAGCGAAAAGAGGUAUUCAUAUUUUCGUUGGAUAAGAGAGAAGCAAAAUGGACCCAUUAUGAUUGGUCCAAAGUGACCACCGUGGUUAUGGUUGGGUAUAUUAACCUUGAUUUGAUGUGUUUUGCCCACAAACACGGAGCAAGAGCUGUUCUAAUCGCAAACUACCCAAAGGCUAACCUGACCAAUGCGACGCAGAGAAGUAACUGGGUUAAAGACCAGCUAAACAUUGUACAGAAAAACUACCUGGAUGGAAUAAAUUUCGACUUCGAAGACUUCAUUGCUGAAGACAGGACAGACCAGAGGGACGGUUAUACCGCUCUUGUAAAUGAAACUUAUCAGACAUUCAAACAAGCCAACAAAAAUUAUCAGGUUAGUGUAGACGUGGCUUGGAGUCCAGUGGGGGUUGAUCAGAGGUUUUACGACUACCUAAAACUCAGUUAUGUUAGUGAUUUCUUGUUCAUUAUGUCUUAUGAUGAACAAAGUCAAAUCUAUGGAGAAUGUAUUGCUGGCGCAAAUUCUGGAUUCUACAAAACAGAAUCAGGUUUUUACAAGUACUAUGAAAUGGGAGCCGAUUUAAAUAAGUUAGUGUUGGGAGUACCAUGGUAUGGCUAUAUUUACCAAUGUGAAAGCAUCACAAAGGACAAUAAAUGUGCAAUAAAACAUGUUCCUUUUCGAGGAAUCAACUGCAGUGAUGCAGCAGGAUCAGAAAUCAAUUACAGUUAUAUAAUGUCUUCAUUGCUACCUAAAUCUUCAACCGGGCGAAUAUGGGAUAAGAAAACACUUUCACCAUACUUUAACUUCGUUAACAAUACAGUAACAUAUCAGAUAUGGUAUGAUGACCCAGAGAGCCUCGUUCUGAAAUACAACAUCAGUACGUAUCACGGACUACGAGGGGUGGGCAUGUGGAACGCUGACGCUGUGGACUUCCAGAUAGACCCAGAGGGCGCCAAAAAAAUGUGGGACGCUCUUCCGGUGUACUGAGAAAUAGUCCAUGUGAUGUCGACAUUUUAAUGUGCAAUAUCUUGUAAUAUCAUGUUUAGUUUUGUCAAUUAACAUUUCAUUAGUUUUUAUUUGUGCUUGAUACCAUUACUUAUUCUACUAUACAUUGUAUUCGUGGAAAAGAUCAAAACUAAAAAUU
Molecule: messenger RNA, 1282 nt
Organism: Saccostrea cuccullata (small rock oyster)
Lineage: Eukaryota; Metazoa; Mollusca; Bivalvia; Ostreida; Ostreidae
Product: di-N-acetylchitobiase-like
Exons: 7
Coding region: 19-1125 (368 amino acids)
Biological process (GO): oligosaccharide catabolic process
Molecular function (GO): chitin binding; hydrolase activity, hydrolyzing O-glycosyl compounds
Source: RefSeq, a predicted model, not a curated record